Molecule: messenger RNA, 1277 nt
Organism: Sinocyclocheilus anshuiensis
Lineage: Eukaryota; Metazoa; Chordata; Actinopteri; Cypriniformes; Cyprinidae
Gene: plin1
Product: perilipin 1
Exons: 7
Coding region: 1-1161 (386 amino acids)
Biological process (GO): lipid metabolic process
Cellular component (GO): lipid droplet
Source: RefSeq, a predicted model, not a curated record
AUGGCGUCUGAGAAAAAGGACACCGGUGACGUUUUAAAGGAGCAGAAUGUACUUCUUCGAAUCCGCAAUCUUCGAUCUGUCAGUGCUGCUCUGGAAUCCAUCGAGAAGACAUACAUCCAUACGAAGCAGUCUCAUCCCAUUAUAAACUCUCUGUUUGGGAUGUAUAAGAAAGGUGUGAGUAAGGCUGGCAGCUUGGUUGUAUGGAGCAUUCAGCCUGCCCUCCAUGUACUGGAGCCCCAGCUUGUAGCAGCCAACUCAUUGACCUGCAGAGGACUGGACCACCUGGAGGAGAAGGUACCAGCCUUGCAGUAUCCACCUGAAGAGCUAACAGCAAGCAUCAAGGAGCUGGUGUCAUCAACUUUGGAAACUGCCAAGGAUAGUGUUGCCUGUCCAAUCAAACAGAACUCUAAUGUUGUAUUGGACAAGGUAUCUACUGGGUACCAGCAGAGUAAGAAUGCCUUAAGUGACAGCAUACAUUAUGUCCUUAACAGCAAGCUUGUCUGCCUGGCUGAGCAGAGAGCUGACAGGGCUCUUAGUCUGUUGGAAAACCUGGUCGACUUUGUUCUUCCUGUAUCUUCAAUUGAGACAGAGGAUGAUGGGAGUAUGGGAGAGCAGGCGCCUGAUGUUGGAGCCUCUGGCCCAAAGCCCAGCUUCAGCAGGCUGGGAGCACUGGCCGACACCAUCUGCAGACGGGCGUUUGAGAAGACAGCUGCACAACUCCAGCGCUCCAAAGGUCAAGGUCAGGGACUGGUCACACAGAUCCCUGGCGUGAGUCCCCUGAUUCCUAGGCAAUCUUCCAAGGCAGAAGGAGGAUCCCAAAUGGCGGAAAACGAUAGAUCAAAAGAAUGUGUGAGUUGCUCUCUGGUGCUGGAGACUAGUGUAGGAGACCACAUGCACAGUCCCAGUGGCAAUUCUCAAAAGCAGCCCCUUAAGGUUACGGAACUCAAGGAGAUAUCAGAGGAAACCCGUCAGCUGAAGAAGAAGGUCAUGAAACAGAUUCCUAUGCAGCAGAAAGUAGUUCUUGGUGGCAAUAACAAGGAAGUAUCCAACCACAGAUCCCCGAGGAAGAGUCUGAAAGAUUGCACCCAGAUCUCCUCCUCAUCGUCUUCUUACAUUCAUACAGUGCAAAACAGCAGAAAUGCCUCCCCUACUGCAGAAUGAGAAUGGAAGAAUAGUCAGAGUGGGAUGUGGGUUUCAUUAUUUAUCCUGCAGGUCUGUCAUGUUCAUUUAAUGCAUUAAGCAUAGCAGUCAUGGGUCAUGAUUUCUAAAGAGCUGGC